Messenger RNA from Diaporthe citri, 1431 nucleotides. RefSeq lists its product as uncharacterized. Gene Ontology annotation, molecular function: hydrolase activity, hydrolyzing N-glycosyl compounds. The record is from RefSeq and is a predicted model, not a curated record. NCBI's taxonomy places the organism in Eukaryota, Fungi, Ascomycota, Sordariomycetes, Diaporthales, Diaporthaceae. The coding region runs from base 1 to 1431 and encodes 476 amino acids. The transcript has 3 exons.
AUGCCGCUGAAGAAGCUUCGCAACUGGCGCUCGACGCGACAGACGAGGUCCAGGUCCAAGAGGCAGAAAGAGGCCAUUCUGGAGAGCGCAAUGACCACUCAAUCACCUGACGGGCAGCCCGGCGAGUCCGAGCUGUUCAUAUUUCUCAACGACUUCACAGAUUCCGAUAAUGAGGCCUCGGCUGAGCUCUGGGCGUGGGUCCUGAAGCUCAACCCGGGAGUCAAAGGUAUUUACAUCGCAGAGCCGCGCUGGGUCAAUCUCGGCUACUACAUGACAAGCAGGGACUUUGGACGAUGUAUCGGACUCGUCAGCAAGCUGCAGCCUCCUCUGGAAGGCGGUGACCCCCCUCUGACGACCGUACUCGCUGGUCGCUUGACGGAGGAGAUGAUCAAGAGGAGACAGGUCGACGGCAGGCCGCUGAACGACGACGAGCGGGACUUGCUCAUGCGAUGUAUCAAGCCAGCGAAUGGAAGUAGGGAAGACUCCAUCAAACACGCAGAGCUUGUCGCACUGGACUAUAUGACUACCAUGAGGACGCGAUGCAGUCGUUUUGAAGCGUACAUCGACGUGCCCUGUUUGGAUAAGCUGGAAAGUCCCAUCAAUCUGAAGACUCAUUAUCACGAUGAGCUUGUAGCUCGCUCUGCGGAGGAGCUCAAGGAAUUCCGUGCCAUCAUGGAAAUGCCUACGUCCGAGGGGCCGCAGAUCGAGGACCGCAGAACCAGCCUGCGACAGUGGUACACUAAAGCACUCGAUAGGAAGGUAGAGGAGUUCGGUGGCAAGUCUCCUCUCUCAGCCCUCGACUACGGCCACCUCUUCAGUGAGAUUCGGAAACACGACAAGACCACAUUCUUCGGAGGUGCGUCUCUGACUGUACUACAAGAACUGCUCGAGAAGGAGCCUUCGCUGGGCAAGAAAGUCCAGUACUUCCAGCAAGGUGGAACUUUCAACUCGAAGCUCAAUAUCCUUGGAAAUCCGUACAAUUUUGCACUUAACACUAAGGCGGCAGAGUACGUCUUUCGGCAUCAAGACAAGCUCGGGAGGUUUACCCUGAUCCCCACAGAUACUACAAAGAAGCUUGAGUGGACGGUUCAGGGAUUGGCUAAACUGUCCCCCGCUGUCGGUGUUCGGUCUCUAGCUUUCCACGGGAGUAAGGGCUACAAGGCAGUCAUGGCAGAUCUCACAGCAUUUCUGGCCGCCUUCAGCCUGGUGUUCAAAGACUUCCCACCGGGACAGGGACUGUUAAAGCAGACUUCGAUCAAAGUCACUAUGGAGCAAUCGAUCCCAGACAGCAACCAGAUGGUCCUUCGAGAGGACAGGACAUCAAAGAUAGAGUGUUUGAUAUUCGAGGCUCGUGAAGGACAGGACGCAUUCUUGGUGGAGGACGCGUUGGGUCUCUUAGAAACCGCCUUGAAGACCGCAUCAUCUGGUUGA